UCUUACUAACCGCGCACGAUGUCGACUAAUAAUUAGCAACGGCAUAAUACUUGUAACUAUCCCGCGAUGUCACUUUCUGACAGAAUUGUUGGCGUUGACGUAGCCCAUGAAUCUCUUCGAGACCAUAACUUGUGUAAUAUACAAAAACGAUAUUUUGACUUUUUGCGGAACUUUCGCGCAGGGGCUGCAUACAAGUAUCGUGAGGCCUUGAUGCAUCAGUAUCGGCGUCGAGAACUCGCUAUUACUGUGGAACUCUCUGAUUUUGCUACAUUCGACCAUGAGCUAUUGACAAUUUUCCAAUGCCAGCCUAGCGAGCAGCUACGUCUCAUGGAAGCUGCGGCACAUGAUGCACUGAAGAAAUCUAUGCUAGAAAAUCAAGAAGGUAGGACCAGCAGGCUUUUCUGCCGAGUGUUGCACCUGAUAUUUUGUUCUAGGUCGCGUUUUGAGUUCUAUUCAGAUAUUGUUAAAGUCACAAACACAGUCGGUGAUCGCACUCCGUUCGCUCAUCGCGGAACACAUAGGGAAGCUUGUGAAAGUGUCUGGUAUCAUCGUGAGUGCAUCCAAGGUCAAAUCAAAAGCCACUAGAAUUCAUUUUCAGUGUGUCAAGUGUGGAAGGCAUAAAGUAGUAAUUUGCGAAGGGGACUUCACCGCAUCCAUGAUACCACAACGCUGUGACGUGAGUCCCGCGGAAGCAACCGGCACAGAGAAGUUCGACUGUGGUCAAUCUCCUUAUGAGAUCAUCCCAGACAAAUGCUCGUAUGUGGAUCAGCAAACUCUCAAGCUGCAAGAAGUACCCGAGGCUGUGCCCACGGGUGAGAUGCCAAGGUCAGUCACCUUGACGGUGGAACGAGGUCUGGUGGACUUUGUUUCGCCUGGAGCAAGAAUUUCAGUGCUGGGCGUGUACUCUCUCUUUGACCGAUCAGACAAUCCGAGGAGCUCCGAAGUGACCAUAGCGGCCAUCCGCAUUCCUUAUGUCAAGGUUGUAGGAAUUGAGGCUGACACAAGUGGGCAUAGGAAAGAGCAGCGUUUUACGCCUAGAGAGGAAGAGAUUUUUGCUACUCUUUCGCGACGAGCGGACAUCCACCACCUACUUGCGACAUCUAUAGCACCGAGCAUUCAAGGUGAGUAUACGUCUGAUGUCAAGAAGGCAUUGGCUUGUCAGCUCAUUGGGGGGUGUAAAAAGACGUUACCUGAUGGUACCAAGCUCCGUGGGGACAUCAAUAUCUUGCUCCUUGGCGACCCGUCGACAGCUAAGUCCCAGUUUUUGAAAUUUGUCCAGAAAGUGGCCCCCGUGGGGGUGUACACGUCCGGCAAAGGAUCCUCGGCAGCUGGGUUGACUGCGUCAGUGAUUCGUGAUAGGAAUAAAGAAUUUUUCCUUGAAGGUGGCGCCAUGGUGUUGGCAGAUGGUGGGAUAUGUUGCAUCGAUGAAUUUGAUAAAAUGCGUGAAGCAGACCGUGUGGCUAUUCACGAGGCAAUGGAGCAGCAAACAAUAUCAAUCGCCAAGGCAGGAAUCACUACUGUGUUGAAUUCACGCACAUCUGUGCUUGCGGCGGCGAACCCAAUUUUCGGUCGAUACGAUGAUCUACGUUCGACCGCAGAAAACAUUGAUAUGAUGUCUACUAUCCUUUCGCGCUUUGAUUGCAUUUUUAUUGUCCGUGAUAUCCGCGACGAGUCUCGCGAUAUUUUCAUUGCCAAGCACGUCAUGGGAGUUCACAUGAAGGCAUCUGACUCAGCGAGAGUCAACGACGCCCCGGAAGUGACCGCAGGCCAAUCCUCCCAUGAACAUUUGCAAAAUCUUGAGCUGAGCAUGCUUAGAGACUAUAUUUCGUUCUGUCGAUCCAGGUGCUCACCACGAUUGGAUGAGGAGACUUCAGCACUCCUUGCGUCAGAAUAUGUAUUGAUCCGCUCAGCUAUCAAACAAAGGGCGGAGGAAGCUGGCGGACCUAGGCAGCUGGCAGUUCCUAUCACUAUUCGGCAACUGGAAGCUCUUGUGAGGCUCGCGGAGUCACUUGCGAAGAUGCGGCUGAAUUCGAAGGUUGAUGUUGCCGAUGUAUAUGAGGCGCUGCGGCUCUUCAAAAUGUCGACGAUGACAGCCGCAUCAGUCGCUUCACCUGCCAGCGGGGCGGAGAUGCGAUUUCUAGCUGAUGACGAGCGUGCUCAGAUUCAAAAUGCUGAGCAGUUUGUCAAACAGCGUGUUCCCAUUGGUGCUGAUGCGAGCACAAUGCGACUUCUGGAAGAGGGCAUAGUCCUCGGUCAUAGUGAUUUUGCGCUGCGGCGUGCAUUGAAUAUUAUGAACCAGCGUACAGAGCUCUCGGAGCUCAGUCAAGGGCGGCGUGUCCGCCGGCUCCGCUAGUUGCCCUGGGAUUCGCCCUGCCUCGCAUUGUGCUGCUGUUGCUGUGUGUUUACAGGUGCAUGGGGUAAUGGCGAUCUGCAGCAAUACAGCCGCAUAUGCAGCAGUUGAAAUGCACCGGUCGGGACGUGAUAUAAAUUUCCAUUUCGGCCCUCU
Aureococcus anophagefferens is the source of this 2506-nucleotide messenger RNA. RefSeq lists its product as hypothetical. Gene Ontology annotation, molecular function: single-stranded DNA binding; DNA replication origin binding; 3'-5' DNA helicase activity. Gene Ontology annotation, cellular component: nucleus; MCM complex. The transcript is spliced from 9 exons. Lineage: Eukaryota; Pelagophyceae; Pelagomonadales; Pelagomonadaceae. Gene Ontology annotation, biological process: DNA replication; DNA replication initiation; double-strand break repair via break-induced replication. The record is from RefSeq and is a predicted model, not a curated record. The coding region runs from base 656 to 2353 and encodes 565 amino acids.